GCUGCAAAACCGCCAACCCUGUUGCUUCCUCGUCGCAUACUCCCUCCUCCCUGAUUCGUCUAUGCUGCAGCAUUCUUCAGGCUACCUACUCCCUCCCACUGAAAGAUUUCUCCAGAGUUCGGCGUUCUUGUUGAUAAAACAUCAGGUUUUAAGGGAAACUAUAUGUCAUUUCUGAUAUUCGAGGGUGGAACGUUGCUGGUAGCUGUGAGCAAUGGAGAAGGAAUGAACUGCCACCAGAUAACGAGUAGGUUAUUGUUAUUCUAUUCCAGUACACAAAUGACUGCAAGGAUAAGGAUAGGGCACAAUCUCUAGUCCCUGUUCUCGCUGACACUUCCUGGUCACGUGGCAAAGAACGUCAUACAACAGCUGACAAACUUCCAACCAUUUCCUGUAUGUAGUGGCAAUUGCCAUGGCGGCCACAAUGAAGUUGAGUGAAGUAAAAGACCCGGGCGCUCUGUUCGAGGUGCACAGUGCCGAAGAGAUUAGGGUCUUGGAAAAGAGGGUCCGGGCGGAGAUCGAACAGAAGAAGGAGGAGCUACGGCAGAUGGUCGGUGAGCGCUACCGGGACUUGAUUGAGGCGGCGGAUACUAUUGGAGAAAUGAGGCGCAGCUCUGGCUUAGUGGUGGGGGCAGUGCGUGAUAUGGAGAAAUACUGUGGAAGCCUGAAGUGUAAGCAAAGUACGGGAGCCGCAGGAGCACAGCGGGACUGUGUAGCCUCCCAGUGCCAAGAGAAAUUUUACAGCACUGCUGCCCAGAUCAAGCUCCUGUUGGAAAUCCCAGAGAAGAUUUGGAGUGCAAUGGAAGCCUCUCAGUACCUGCAUGCUACACAGCUUUAUUUGCUAUGCUGUCACCUUCACUCGCUCUUGCACCUUGAUUCUUCCCCAUCCCGCUACAGCCCAGUUCUUUCUCGAUUUCCCAUCCUUGUUCGGCAGGUGGCGGCUGCUGGCACCUUCCGAACCACCAUACUCCAGGAGAGCAAGUCACUUUUAAAGUGUCCCUCUGCCUCGGAUCAAGCAGUUGCUGGAGCCCUUUGUUCAAUCAUGCUGCUAGAAGGCAGCUCUCCACGGCAAGCACUUACUGACUUUUUAUUGGCUAGGAAAGCUGGAAUCCAACAUUUGCUAAACCAGCCUCACCAUGGUUCAGGUAUAAAGGCACAGGUGUGUUCGCUGGUAGAACUUUUAGCUAACACUCUCUAUCAAGCCCAUGCCCUGUUCUACACACACCCUGAGGAGGAACUACCUGACCCCUCUCUAACCUGUGGGCUGCUGUUUUCUAUGCUUGAUACUGUCACUGGGCAGCAAGGAGGAGGGAAAGGCAUUAAAGUUCUAAAGGAAGAAAUGAAAUCUGUCAGCUGGUUCAGGCACCUUCCAUCAUCUGUUGUAGAUUUUCAGCCGGCACGAAGUACACUUGCCCACCCUAUUAGUCAAGAAUACCUUUGUGAAACUCUGCAGCAGUGGAUUAGCAUGUGCAAUGAAGAUAUAAAAGUUGGUAUCUCUGCUCUGCUUGUAUAUGUCAAGAGCCUGAAGGGACUUGCUGGCAUCAGAGAUGCUGUAUGGGAAUUACUGACCAGCGAAUCCAUGAGCCAGAACUGGGACAAGGUGUGCCAUAGGCUAUUGGGUCAUCCUAUCCGCUUCUGGGAGGAUAUAUUACAGCAGCUAUUUCUGGAAAGGCUGCAGGCACUUACUAAGGAAGGCUUUGAAUCCAUAUCCCGAAAUUCGGUGCAGUUGAUCUUGUCUUCAUUGCAGGAGCUUGAAGGAAAUCCUGAAACACUUAAACAUGUUCAGCAUGAGAGUAACAUCUGCUCUUUCCUCUGGUCGGAGGGUCCAAGUGACCUACCACCAGAUGCAGCCUGGGUGAAUGUGGGAAGUCGUGGUUCACAGCGCCAAAUAGGUUUAUCCCUGAAGGCACAAGCAGUCACCCCUUGCAUCCAAAGCUUAUGUGCAACUCUUGAUUCCCAGCUCAAGGUGAAACUGGAGGAUCUGUGCGCUUACCUUCCUGGGGAGUCAGUGACAGAGAAGCACAAUGAGUUUCUGACAUCCGCUGCUCCAAUUUCUGCCUUUGAUAGAUAUGGUGAUGCCAGCACAGUGCAGGAAAUGCUCAGACACCACUGCCUCUCCUGCAUGCAACAAAUCCAGGACUCUGUAAAUACUGCACUUCAGUCAGCGGUGCUGGGUCUUGCUGACCAUAGUACUGCUUUGUCCAGCCCUAAAUUGACUGCAAUUCUCUUCCUUGCCAGACUAUGUCAGUCACUUUGCGAACUGUGUCCUCAUUUAAAGCAGUGCAUUCUGGGUAAAUCGGGCAGCACAGAGCAGAGUUUUCGUGAAUCCAGGUCAACCAAAAAGACAGGAAAAGGAAAGACAGUGGAUUCACAUUCUAUGCCCUGCAAGUGGCAAGAUUUAAAGGAGAAACUGAUGAAACAGUCUUUGGAAGCAUACAGCAUUUGGAGCUCUUAUGUGGUUAAGCACUUAGUGACUUCAUUUACACACACCUUGCUGCUCAACAAAGCCGGAUCCGCAUUGGCUACCGCUACCCACUGGGAUGAGAUAGAAAUCCAGGAGGAGACUGAGGCAGGGAGCAGCGUGACCUCAAAAAUACGUUUGCCUGGACAGUGCUCCUGGUAUGUACAGACGCUGCUGUUCAGCGUGUGUCAAGCAGUGAACCAUGUGGGAGGACAUGCCUUGCCAAGAGUGACUCUGCAGGAAUUAUUACGGAGUUGCCUGGAACAAGUGGUUGGCGCUUAUGAAAGUCUGUGUUACAAGAGCCCGGACAAGCUGAAAACCAAGCAACCAUCUUCCCUUACACAGGCAAGGGCUUUACAACUGCUGUUUGACCUGCGCUACAUGAACCUCAUUUUCAGCUCUCGCAGUGAGGAUUUGAAAAGCAAAAAGAACAAGCAGGAGUCCAGAAUUCAGCAAGUGACUGACCAGCUAGAAAGCUGUAUCGACCCUUUUGACCUAGAUGUUUUUAUGCCACACUUGAAUGGAAACCUGAAUCGGUUUGCACAAAGGACCUCCGUUUUGUUUGGGUUAUUAACAGGAGCAGAAAACCAGUUUAUCACUAGGAGUUCCACAGUAGGCCUGCAGGAAACGCACAACGUGCUACCGUUGGCGUCCAGCCAGAUACGGUUUGGUCUGCUCCCACUCAGUAUGUCAAGUUCCCGAAAGACAAAGGGCAGGGCAGAGGAAGAUACUAUGAUUCAGGUGACAUCACCAGUCCAAUCUUCAGAAGAGGAAAGUUUCAGACCCGGCUCGUUGUUCAGACAACUGGCAACUCAAGAUGAAGAAGCACCUUCCCAAUCAUUAUUUAAGUUAGGCUGGCUUUCCAGCAUGACCAAAUGAACAUAUAUUUUUCAGCAACUAAAAAAAGAGCAAAAUACUUUAAUGUGCAUCAAUCUUUGUGAGACUAGGGAACUGGCUGCUCUACAUGGAAAUGCACUUUUUAGUCAUGGCUCAGGCAGGGUUGAUGACUGUAUACGGAAACACCAUGUUAUAUUGGCAUUACACACGGACAACAAACAUUUUUCCACAAAUUAAAUAGUUUUAUUGUGCAUCAA
Messenger RNA from Xenopus laevis (African clawed frog), 3552 nucleotides. RefSeq names its product component of oligomeric golgi complex 1 S homeolog (gene cog1.S). NCBI's taxonomy places the organism in Eukaryota, Metazoa, Chordata, Amphibia, Anura, Pipidae. The transcript has 14 exons. Gene Ontology annotation, biological process: intra-Golgi vesicle-mediated transport. The coding region runs from base 410 to 3337 and encodes 975 amino acids. The record is from RefSeq and is a predicted model, not a curated record. Gene Ontology annotation, cellular component: Golgi membrane; COG complex; Golgi apparatus.